UAUAUUUAAUAUUAAAAUUAUAUAUAUUUUAUAAACCAACAAACCGCGCGUAGCGCGGUAAAAUAUCUAGUAUAUAUAAUGACAAUACAAUAUGUUUAAUUAGAAAGCAACUAUUUAUUUCGGAUAAAGCCCGAUUAAAAUCGGUUAAAUGUUUUUUUUUAAUUUCAUUUGAGCCGAAGGAGUAUCAAUCGUAAAUUUCCGGUAUUAUUAUCGUUAGAAGACAAUAAAAAUCCUAAAAUUUGAACCAAAUUUUUGUGAUACACAAUUUUAGAAUCAAGCUCUUUUGGUAAGUUUAAAUUAAUUAUUUUCAUACCAGACUGUUUAAAUAAAAUAAAAAAACUUUCCACCAAGUUAAUACUUCCACCAAAUUUUUAAGCUUGGUACAGAAUUUUGAAGAAGUUCUAUAUGGUAAGAAUAUAAUAAUAUACUUUGUCACCAAGUCUAUAAUUUUGACCAUUGAAAACAACUUGCCAAAUAUGUUUGUGUUAGUUAUUGAAAAAUUAUAUAAAUAUUGGUUCAAUAUAUCACGCUAAAAUAUGGUUUCUAGAUAAUUAAUGCUAAUUAUUUUAACUUUCCAAAUAAUCUGAAAACCUACUUAUACCUGCUAUAUAUAUAUACGGUUGAGUUUUCCCUUAGAAAUACCGUCAAACUUUUUCACAACUCUUAGGGGGUGUAUUCAACUGAGAGUUUUAGGUGAUUUGUGUUAAAAUGACAAAUCCACUGUUAUUGAAAAGUGAAUUUAACUCAUUUAAAAUCCACUGUUAUUGAACUUGACAUUUUAUAAAGUACUCUGAAAUCCACUGUUAUUGAAAAUAUUUUAAUUUGUGGAAUUUUAAAGUUUUCAAGUGAUUUAAGAGUGUUUGGGUGGAGUUUCUUAGUUAAAAAAAUUAAAACUCAAAUCACAUAGUUUUAGGUGAUAUUCUAGAGUGGUUUAACAAAAAUUAUUUUAUUCUCUGCAAUUCCUUAAAAUCAUCUAACACCUAUUUAGAAAUCAAAUCACCUCAAAUUUUAGAUUGAAUACACCCCCCCCCCCCCCUUAAUUUAUGAUUAUAGGAGUAUCAAUGAUAUCACAUUUUAAUUGUUUGAUUUGGGCUUCUAUAUUUUUUCUAUGUAUACCAAAUAUUUAUAGUUAGUUAAUUAUUCUGUAUUGAAAAAACGUAAAUACCAAAUAUAUUUUGACCACAAGAACACAUGUAUUCAAAAAUUAUCAUAUUUUACAAUAUGAAAACAAAAGUUUUUUAAUAAAUAUUUCACCUCUUAUAUCCUAGUUUAUUACUACUUCUGCUAGCAAUCGAGGCAAUGUUUAAAAAAAAAAUCUAUUUCAGAAUGGAUAGUUCAUAUAAUUUAAAAUAUUCUAAGAAACUGUAAAAAUGUACAUUUUUAAUAGUUUCACUAAUAACAGUCCUAUUGAGCAAACAAAAUACUCAAAUGAACCAAUUUAAAGUUUUAAACUUUUACAAAUAUAUAAGAAAAGAAAGAAAAAACAGAAAAAUUAACCAAUCAGAAUUUUCGAAUGUUGAGUUUGUAUUUAACCAAAUUUCAUUGAAUUUAUAUUCAAGUUAUAAAUUAAAUUUUUUAUGCAAUUGGCCCUAAAUAAAACCUACCUUUUCUCACCAAAGACUCGCUCAAAUUGUGACACGCACCUUACCUUUCUCCUCGUUUCUCUCUUCCCCACUGAUAUUACCCUUUCCACACGCAACCUCAGAACAAACCCUUUUUCUUUUUCCUCAAGAAUCUUUGAAACAAGCCACAGUAUUUUCUUUUCACUCCAGGGUCUUCAAAAUGUCUACUAUAUCCACGACCGAAACAAAUGAAUUCAAACCAGUCCACACCCUCGUUUCCACGCCGGUCACCAUAGUUUUGACCGGUGGUCUUCUCUUCAUCAUUCUCACCGGCUUCUUCUCCUUCUUCUACUGUGGAUCGUUUCUCCAAAAACUCUUAACCAGUUGGAACCUCCAUCGAAACCGUAACCGUCCCAGCAACCUAAUACAACCUUCAAGUCCACCUGAAAACACCGGACUCAACUCCAAGAUCAUCCAAUCUUUCCCUGAGUUUCCUUACUCGGUGAAAGAUCGUGGGAUGGACCAAUGUUCCAUUUGUUUAUUAGAAUUUAUGGAUGAUGAUACCAUGAGGCUCAUUUCAACUUGUAACCACGUCUUUCACACCAUCUGCAUUGAUCUUUGGUUUGAAUCACACAAGACCUGCCCGGUAUGCCGACGUGAACUUGAUGUAGACCGGACCUCGCUGGAAAAGCCACCCAAUGUUCCUGAAAUCGACCUGGUUAGAUCUGAAAACCAUGAGGAAGCUUUGUCCCGCGACACAUUGACAAUCAUCGUCCAUGAGGAGCAUCCUACCAUUGGUAGUUUAGAUCAAACAGACGAAAUCGAAAGCUAUGAAAGACGAAUGAAGGAGUCGAAUUUGCGGUUCUGGAGGUCACAUUCUACUGGACAUUCUAUUGUUGUUAAGACCGAAAACGACCAAGAAGCAGAAGAACAAGAAAAAGAAGAGUUUAAGAUACAUAUUGAGAUAUCUGGAGAAUGUCAAUUUGAAGAUCACAAGAGGACAUUACCAAACAGGAAUAUGUAUUGCGUUAGGGGAACUUAGUUGGAUAAAGCUUAAGAAUCUGAACUGGGGGGUUAGGCUAAUAUAUAUAUUAUCAUCAUCUAUAGGAUCCAACUUUAUUAGUUGGUUUAAAGGUCCAAAUUUUGUAAUUUCUUUAUACCAUAGGUUUAUACAAUUAGAAGAUGUUGAAGAUUGUAGUAAUGUAUGUACUCAAAUUCUCAUUCUUCCAUGUGUACUUUUGAAUACAAACAAGAGAUGUUUUUGAUAGAAACUGUCAUUGUUGCCGUUUGGUUUUCAUAUUAUAGAGAUAAGGACAUAACUUGUAGAUAAAGAUAACUAUGUAUUGUAGUUAUCUAAUCCCCUAAGGGUUUGGAGAUCCUUCUUGUAUAUAUACACUAUGACAUACAUCAAUAUACACAAGAAAUUACAUUCUAUUUUAUGGUAUCAGAGCUAAGGCACGAUCCUUGACCUUUUUUUCUCUGCUUCCGCUUACAUAUUUCUUUUCUACUACAUCAAAUCGUGUUGAUCGUACUUCAUGUCGUCAACAACGAGUUUGUCUACUUCUACUUCUUCUACUACGGAGAGCUCUGCUUCAAACUCUCCUUACAACCUUCAUCCCUCUGAUAAUCCUGGUGCCCUAAUUACACCAGUACUUCUCCGAGGAGAUAACUACUCCGAGUGGGCAGUAGAGCUGUGGAACUCUCUACAGGCUAAACAAAAGAUCGGAUUUCUCGAUGGCUCAGUACUUAAACCUACCACCAAUCCCGAUCUUGCCCGCUGGACCUCUACUAAUUCUAUGAUAGUAGGCUGGAUUCGAACGUCUAUCGAUGCUCAAGUUCGUUCAACCGUGACUCAUGUUGCAGAUGCUUCGAAACUGUGUGAAUCUCUAAAACAACGUUUCUCAGUCAAGAAUGCCGUACGCAAGCAUCUUCUUCAAGACGAAAUCACUAAUUGUAAACAGAAUGGCCAGUCUGUUCUGGUGUAUUAUGGCCGUCUUUCCAAGUUAUGGGAAGAAAUUCAAAACUUCAAACCCGUUGUGUCUUGUACAUGCACUGCUUCUGCUGAACUUGAGAAGGAGCGAGAGGACGCUAAAAUUCACAAGUUUCUCUUUGGUCUCGAUGAAGUGAGGUUCAAUACCAUUCGAUCUCAAAUCAUUGACGAGGACCCUCUUCCAGAAUUAAACACCGUUUAUUCAAGAGUCAUUCGAGCUGAGCUGCACAUCAACAACAUGCGCACUGCAGAUACAAAACAGGACGCAGUUGGCUUCUCAAUCAAAUCAGAUAUCACUGCCUCAGCUGUUGCGACUCGAAGUCGUGAUCCUGCUCGAUCUUGUACUCACUGUAAACGUACAGGACAUGAAGCCUCCGAAUGUUUUCUUCUACAUGGCUACCCGGAAUGGUUUCUCGAACAACAACAACGCAAUUCUUCACGCAACUUCUCUGGAAACAGAGGACGUGGAGGACGUUCAUCCAGCUCCAGUGGACGUGGACGUGGACGUUUGAAUGCUGCCUCCGCUUCUGUUAGUGCUCCAUCAUCUACCUCUACAACCGAUCAAAUUUCAGCUCUCAUCACCUUGCUUCAGUCACAACAAUCUCAACUCUCAACUGAUCGCUUGUCUGGUAAAACUGAUCUUUCUGAUGUUAUUAUCGAUACUGGUGCCUCUCACCAUAUGACAGGCGACUUGUCUCUCUUACAAGAUGCAGUAGAUAUUAUACCGUCUGCAGUUACUUUCUCGGACGGCACUGCUUCGCGCGCUACAAAACUUGGCCGCAUAUCUCUUACUAAAGAUUACAUACUUGUUAAUGUGCUUUAUGUACCAAACUUCAAUUGCACAUUGAUCUCAGUAUCAAGACUACUCAAGCAAACCAGUUGUAUUGCUAUAUUUACUGACACUCUUUGUGUUUUACAGGACCGUUUUACGAGGACCCUGAUUGGAGCCGGUGAAGAAAGAGAUGGGGUGUACUACUUCAAGGGUGUCAAAGUUGCUCGUUCACAUCAGACUUAUGCGAAAACUAUUUCUCCUACAGUCCUCUGACAUCGACGUCUUGGUCACCCUUCCUACAAAGUGCUUUCUACAUUACCUGUGUUUUCUGAUUUAAAAGUCGAUUUUAAGGAUUCUCACUCAUGUGAUAUUUGUUUUCGUGCCAAGCAAACACGUUCAGUCUUUCAUGAUAGUUUUAAUAAAGCUUUGGAACCUUUUUCAUUAAUUCA
Molecule: messenger RNA, 4773 nt
Organism: Brassica napus (rape)
Lineage: Eukaryota; Viridiplantae; Streptophyta; Magnoliopsida; Brassicales; Brassicaceae
Product: RING-H2 finger protein ATL81
Exons: 1
Coding region: 1783-2604 (273 amino acids)
Source: RefSeq, a predicted model, not a curated record